This is a messenger RNA of Emiliania huxleyi CCMP1516, 1194 nucleotides long. Its product is annotated as Qc-snare. Gene Ontology annotation, biological process: vesicle-mediated transport; vesicle fusion; intracellular protein transport. The transcript is spliced from 4 exons. Gene Ontology annotation, molecular function: SNAP receptor activity; SNARE binding. The record is from RefSeq and is a predicted model, not a curated record. The coding region runs from base 1 to 1194 and encodes 397 amino acids. NCBI's taxonomy places the organism in Eukaryota, Haptophyta, Isochrysidales, Noelaerhabdaceae. Gene Ontology annotation, cellular component: membrane; endomembrane system; SNARE complex.
AUGCAGCAGGAUGGCGAGCCCAGCGCGACGCCGGAAGAGGCCGACCUCUCCUGGCUGCACCGUGUCGACCGCAGGCAUCUCGAGCGGCUCUGCGAAGAGAAGAAGCUCUCCGCAGAGGGCGACUCCGAGAUGCUGGCGGAGCGGCUGCAGGGCAAUAGAGGCCUGAGCGUGGCCCAGCUCAAGUCGCUGUGCGAGGUGGUCGAGACGAUGGAGGCGGCAUCCAAUCCAGCUCAGGAUGGCGAGCCCAGCGCGACGCCGGAAGAGGCCGACCUCUCCUGGCUACACCGUGUCGACCGCAGGCAUCUCGAGCGGCUCUGCGAAGAGAAGAAGCUCUCCGCAGAGGGCGACUCCGAGAUGCUGGCGGAGCGGCUGCGGGACAAUACCUCUUUGAGUUACUGCCUUCCCGGCGGUUUGGCUGGCUAUGGGCGUGUCCACGUUGGAGCCAGGCCGCGCGCCGGCGCCUUCCGAACGAUGGCGGACCCCUACGAGAUCGUGCGGGCCGAGGUGCAGCGGCAGCUCGCUUCGGGUGGCGGCCUGGUCGUGCGCUGGCGCAACGCUCCGCCUGCCGGCAAGGACGCCGCCGCCGCCGCCGUGAGGAAGCUGCUUUCCGAGGUGGAGGUGGACCUUCAGGAUCUGGAGGAGACCAUCUCGAUCGCGGCGACGCCGGCCGAGUCGCGCGCGCGCAACGCAUUCCUGCAGGACUCGCUGCGCACCUGCCGCGAGAUGAGGGAGGAGCUCGACCGCUCCUCGUCCUCCACUCCCUCGAGGCGCGCGGGCAAGGGCGGCAGCUCGCGCGCGGAGCUGCUGCGCUCGGACAACGGGCGCGCGGGCGCGCCGUCGGACGCGCACGCCUACAGCGCGCCAGCGAGGCGCGACGCGCCGCUGGAGGCGGUGAUGCAGCAGCAGAUGAUGACGCAGCAAGAGGAGAUGCAGGCGCAGGACGUCGAGCUCGGCAACCUCUCGGUGGCGGUGUCGCGGCUGGACAAGAUGGGCCGCACCAUCAACACCGAGCUGCGGCAGCAGGGCGCCAUGCUCGACGACCUCGACCACGAGGUGGACGAGGCGGGCGCGCAGAUGGGCGGCGCGAUGGCGACGAUGCAGAAGAUGCUCAAGUCGAGCGACCGCGGCAAGUUCUGCGCCAUCCUCGUCCUGACGGCCGUGCUGAUCGUGCUCACAAUGCUCGUCUUUUCUUGA